UGAGGCGGAUGAUGUCGAACAAGGAUCAACUCUCUUUCCUUUUGUAGGAAAACCACUAGGAAAGGGUGGCAAUUAUGUUCUUAGAGGUUUGGCUAAAUUCCAAGCACAUAGAUAUGUGUUGUUCAACUGCUUAGAUGUCAACCUAUUCCUUCGAGCUCACGCUGAUGAGCUCAAUAGCGAGCGUGAUGUCUCCUCAAACACAGUCGAGUCCAUCCAGCAUGUUAAGUUCAACGACUGGUUCAAAGCUCAUAUGAUUAAAUUGGAGAAAGAAAAUGGUAUUGGCAGUAUUAACAAUGAUGUUAGAUGGCUAGCACGUGGCCCGGUUGAUGCAGCAAAAAGGUAUCGUGCUUACAACUCAAGAGGAUAUCGGUUUCGGGCUAAACGCUUAGACAGGGUGAGUCAAAAUAGUGGAGUAAUGGUACGUGCCAAAACAUCUACAUAUGCUGCACCAGGUGAUGCGACCCCUGUUUUAGGCGAUGUGACUUACUAUGGCAGGAUAAUUGAUAUUAUUAAGUUGAACUACUCUGGACAAUUUUCGGUGGAUAUAUUUAAGUGUGAAUGGGUUGAUGUAUCUGUGAAAGGAAUUAAAAAGGACAAGUAUGGCUACACACUUGUUAACUUCUCACAUUUGAUGCACAAAGGAGACAAGAUUGAACAUGAGCCUUUUAUUUUGCCUAACCAAGCCGAACAAGUCUUUUACAUAGAGGACGAACUGAACCCAGGUUGGUCAGUGGUGAUGCAGAAUAACCUACCUAGAGAUAGAUGUGACAUUGGAAAUGAUGAAUGCACACGAGACGUAGACGCUGAGCCAUUCCAUGUUUCUCACCUUACGGAUAUGUUUAAAAAGAAAAGGAAAGAUCAACAUUGGGUAAGAUCUGAUAUUGAGGGAACAAUUGUGGAUGCUACUGAUAAUGCUUUGAUCAAUGAAGAAUAG
Molecule: messenger RNA, 934 nt
Organism: Hordeum vulgare subsp. vulgare (domesticated barley)
Lineage: Eukaryota; Viridiplantae; Streptophyta; Magnoliopsida; Poales; Poaceae
Exons: 3
Coding region: 251-934 (227 amino acids)
Source: RefSeq, a predicted model, not a curated record